AUGCUCACUGCAACUGUAAUACUUUGCAGUCUCCUGUUCCCCUCUUUGGGGUGGACAAUGCCGGCUGCAGAUAUUCAUCUUGAACGCCGAGGUGUUCCUCCUGAAAUUUUGACCUGGUUCACGGUGUUUUCUGAAUAUUCUGCUGCUGCUACUUGUGCAGCAAACUUUGACUCCCACGGGUCAAAGGUCGUCUGCGAUCCAGGUGUAUGCCCAAUUUUGCAGCAGCUAGACACACAAGUCAUUACUGGAUUCAUGGGCCACUAUCCAGGCAAUACCACUGGCUUUCUGGCAGUCGACAACACAAAUGGAUUGAUCAUUCUGUCAUUCCGUGGUACCCGGACUCCAGGCAAUACGGUAACCGACCUUGAAUAUGAACAGGUGCCUAUCUAUGGCAUUUGUGGUGCAGGCUGCUAUGUGCAUCAUGGUUAUUAUUAUGCCUGGGGAAACUUCUCACAAUACAUAAUGCCACGCGUUAGGCAGCUUUCUGCUCAAUAUCCGCAGUAUUCUAUUGUCUUCACAGGUCAUAGUCUUGGAGGUGCACUAGCUACACUUGGUGCAGUACUUGAGGGGACUGUUAACAAUAGACCCAUUAAUUUGUAUACCUUUGGUUGCCCUCAAUUAGGGAAUCAUACUUUCGCUGGGUUUAUCAGUGAUAAUACAGUAGGCCGUGGAUAUAGAGUAACACAUUCAGACGAUCCAGUUCCAAGGGCCUUCUCUACUACCCCUUUGGUUAAUAGGACUUGGCAGUACAGCACAACAUCUCCAGAAUUCUGGAUCACUUCAGGAAAUGACCAGCCAGUCACGGAAAGUGAUGUCGAAGUAAUUUGGGGCAUUGACAACAAGAAUGGGAACCUUGGCACGGCAGGAAUGGACCUUGCGGCUCAUAAUUGGUAUAUUGGCAACAUGAGUGGGUGCUUAACUAACUGA
Molecule: messenger RNA, 927 nt
Organism: Aspergillus pseudonomiae
Lineage: Eukaryota; Fungi; Ascomycota; Eurotiomycetes; Eurotiales; Aspergillaceae
Product: lipase family protein
Exons: 4
Coding region: 1-927 (308 amino acids)
Biological process (GO): lipid metabolic process
Source: RefSeq, a predicted model, not a curated record